Mangifera indica (mango) is the source of this 2643-nucleotide messenger RNA. RefSeq lists its product as uncharacterized. The record is from RefSeq and is a predicted model, not a curated record. Gene Ontology annotation, molecular function: transmembrane transporter activity. The coding region runs from base 180 to 2504 and encodes 774 amino acids. Gene Ontology annotation, cellular component: plasma membrane. The transcript has 15 exons. Lineage: Eukaryota; Viridiplantae; Streptophyta; Magnoliopsida; Sapindales; Anacardiaceae.
UUUCCAUUUUCCACCAAAUUUCUGAUCACGCGUAUUUUACGCACAAAGACUUCGAUACCUCAACCCAAAAUUCAUUUUCAAUCCGUUCCCAUUGACGCUGAGCAACCACAAUUCGGUGUCCGGAGUCUUCCCCGGACUCCACCGAUCUCAAAGCCCCUGUCUUUUUCUCUUGUAAUUCAAUGCCUUCGUUUCCAAGUGGACCAGAUGCGGCGCCCUUCACGGCGAUGGUACUGGUUGAGUUCGGUGAGGUGGGCAUGAUAACUCUGGGCAAAGCCGCCAUGAGUAGUGGCAUGAGCAACUUCGUUUAUGUUGUUUAUUAUAAUGCCCUCGGCACCUUCAUUCUUUUACAUUACUUCCUCUAUCACACCUAUAGAAGCAAGAGUCUUUCGCUUACUUUCCCUCUCCUUUGCAGAUUCUUUCUUCUGGGCUUACUUGGGAUUUGUUUUGUGCAGACUUUUGCAAUUACCGGGAUCAAAUAUAGCUCUCCAACUCUGGCUUCAGCUAUGGGUAAUCUCAUACCAGGAAUUACGUUUCUUCUUGCCAUCGCUUUCAGGAUGGAAAAGGUAGUUCUUAGAAGCAGAAGCAGCCAGGCUAAAAUCCUUGGUACAAUUAUAUCAAUAUUAGGUGCAUUUAUAGUAACUCUCUACAAGGGCCCCCCACUCAUGAGACCUUCAUCAACUUCUAACUCGUAUUUUCAUCUCCCUCUCUCACAAUACUCGAACUGGGCUCUUGGAGGCCUUCUCCUUACAGUCACUUGUGUAUCAUCUGCAACAUGGAAAAUUUUUCAGGCAGCAACUUUGAAGGAGUACCCUGACAAAGUGAGCCUAGUCUUUUUAUCGUGCUUUUUUGGGACCAUGCAAUGUGCUGUUGUCUCCCUAAUAGUGGAAACAGAUUCAGUGGCUUGGAAACUGCAACCUGGCAUUCAAAUGAUUGCUGUUGUUUAUGCGGCAAUAGUGGGAACUGUUUUUCGUUCCAGUGUUAUUGCUUGGUGUCUGUACAGGAAGGGGCCUGUCUUUGUAGCCCUGUUUAAGCCUGUUGCAACUGUUAUUUCAGUGUUCACCGCAGUUGUGUUACUCGGUGAAACCCCUCAUCUUGGCAGUUUGAUUGGAGCUAUUGUAAUAGCUUUCGGAUUUUAUUCUGUUAUAUGGGGGCAGGCCAAAGAAACCAACAUGACCGCUGGCAAUGUCACUAGCUUGGAAUCCAACCAGAAGUUUCCAUUAUUGAAAAAUACGCAGUUAUUGGGUUGGUUUUCCUUGGUGAUGCUCUAUAUCUUGGCAGAAAUUGGGUUCGCAUCAAACCUUGAGUGGGACAUAGUCAUUUGGCCUAAUAAUAUUAUAAAACUCUAUUUUUCCAAUAAAAAAAGGCCAAUAAACACUACCCUCUUCUCUUGUGGUGUUGUCACAGAGAGAAAGAGAAAGAGGAUGGCAUGGAGGUAUUGCUACGGAGAUGUGCUGCCCUUCACAGCCAUGGUGUCAAUGGAAUGUGUAAACGUCGGCUUAAAUACACUCUUCAAAGCAGCAACUUUACAGGGCAUGAGUUACCGUGUUUUUGUUGUCUAUUCUUAUGCAAUUGCCGCUCUUGUUCUUCUUCCUUUUCCGUUCUUCUCUUACAGAUCAACAGUUCUCCCUCCACUCACCUUCCCUAUACUUUGUAAAAUUGGUCUUCUUGGACUUAUUGGGAGUUCAUCCCAGAUCUUGGGUUACACAGGAAUCAGUUUCAGCUCUCCUACACUUGCUUCAGCAAUCAGCAAUCUCACUCCAGCUUUUACGUUCAUUCUUGCCAUCCUUUUCAGGAUGGAGAAACUAGCUUGCCGAAAAACAAGUAGUCAGGCUAAAGUACUGGGCACUUUUGUAUCAAUAGGUGGAGCGUUUUUGGUGACCCUCUAUAAGGGCCCUCCAAUUUUUAUGGUUUCAUCACCAGCUGUUCCUCUUGCUCAACCUCAAUCUUUACACUUAUCAAAUUCCAAUUGGGCCAUCGGUGGCCUUUUCCUCACAGCCGAGUAUAUUCUAGUGCCACUAUGGUACAUUGUUCAGACGCAAAUAAUUAAGGAGUAUCCGGCAGAGCUGACAGUAGUAUUCUUCUAUAAUUUAUGCGUAAGCUUCAUUGCAGCUAUUGUUGGAUUGAUAGCAGAAAGGGAUUCCAGUGCCUGGAAAGUGAGGCCUAAUGUAGCACUAGCCUCCAUUGUGUGCUCGGGACUCUUUGGAUCAUGCAUGAACAAUACUAUACACACAUGGGCGCUGCACCGGAAGGGGCCAGUCUUUGUAGCAAUGUUCAAGCCCCUAUCAAUCGCUAUUGCAGUUGCAAUGGGUGUGAUGUUUCUCAGAGAUACGCUGUAUCUUGGAAGUCUUAUCGGAGCAUCCAUAAUCUCUAUUGGGUUCUAUACUGUAAUGUGGGGAAAGGCAAAAGAAGAAAUCGGCGAAGAAUGUACUGGUUGUAGCCUCAAAUCACAAGAAGCUGCACAUAAAGUCCCUUUACUGCAAAACAAUAAAAACGAUCUUGUGUAGAGCAAAUAAAUGUUAAUGAAAGAAAAUAUAAUAUGAAUAGUGCUCAACAUCUCCACUGCCAAAUAUGGAUUCUUAGCACAGCAGGAUGUAACAUAAUUUAGAAGGGUUAGUAUGUCACAUGAAUCCAUCUCCUGUGCUA